Messenger RNA from Prorocentrum cordatum, 4932 nucleotides. NCBI's taxonomy places the organism in Eukaryota, Dinophyceae, Prorocentrales, Prorocentraceae. The record is from the annotation of a GenBank genome assembly.
GUGGCCGCGCUGGUGGAGGGCCUCUGCGGGGACCGCGGGGCGGAGUCGGAGCAGACCCUCGCGCUGGCGGCGGUGCUGGCGGCGGAGUCCGAGAGCGCCAUGACUAGUCGUAGUGGACGCGUCCCUGGGCGGCGGGUGCUUGUACGUUUCGAGGGUGACACGUACUCUCACGAGAGGCUGCUGCUGUGGCCGACGCGGAAGGAUAGUCGGUUCGAGGGUUGGGUGAUUCUCACUGCCGAUGACGACUUGCAUAUAGAGUGGACAAAGGACUGGGUGUGGAUCUACGAUCUGACCGAGGCCCCGCCGGCCGAUCUGAGAGGGGGCGUCGUUCGCUUCCGAGGGGCGAUGACCGCAGGAGAGGUGCUGGCUCGCGUGCUGGAAGGGCGCGACGAGGCGAUGAAGUACCGGGCGAAGCGGGGCCUGCCAGAACGUUUGGGAGGUCGGUUUGGCGAGGGGCCCACCAGCUUCUUGGACUGGAACGGGCGCGAGCUGGUGGUCGAGGACUGCGGGUUCGGGCGUGUCAAGCGGAGGCUCACCAGCAAGGGCGUGAGCUCGGAGCUGCGUGCUGCGGAGGCGAGUGGCGACGAGGCCGCGACGCGGCCUGUGCUCGCGGACGCGGCGGACGACGGCGUUGAGGUGGUCAACUCGGUGGCGGCUGCUCUGGUGCCGUCCGACGGCUCGGCGGGGCCGAGCGGACCCAGUGCGGGUUCGGGAGGCAUGCUCGGCGACUGCGUGUACGUGGUCGCGGAGGUGAGGGCGCCCCACGGCAUGAGGCUGGGAGAUCCCGUCGUAGGAGGUCGAACUGUCGGGCAAGGCAGUUUCCGGGCACUGGUGCAGCUGGAGAGCGGGGGGUACGUGAUGUGCGAGAGGGUGCCGACCGAUUCCGUGGAGAUCUGGCGACGCGCUGCUAUCGAGGCGGCGUCGGAGUACCGCCUCCCUCUGCCCCCGUCCGGGGGUGAGCCCGGGGCUGCGCGGGAGAACGGUGGCCGGAGCGGCGACCUGCGCGCGGAGUUCGCGGCGGCGGACACCGGGGCUGAGAGGACUGGGGGUACGGCGACGCCGCCUGCACAGGAGGCCGAGGCUGAGGGCGAUGCUCGAACGCUCUGCGUGGAGUGGACCGCUGAGGGCGCGCGAUUCAAGUCGUGGAGGAAAGCCGUGGACGAGAGCUCGCAGUUGACCUUCGAGGGAUGCGAGCUCCGAGGUGCGAACACCUGUCUUCAUCUCUGCCGGCGCUUUGUCCAGCAUACGGGCGAUCCGAAGAUGUGGCUUCUGACGUUCUGCAGGGAGCACGGCAUUUCAGUGAAGGCGUCCUGGGAGAGCGCUCGGUACUUGACGGGCGUGGUGGACCCCUUCGAUGUGGUGAGCCCAGAGCUGCGGUCCUUCGCCAAUCGGGCUGCCAGAGACGAGGCUGAGAGGCAGGCGGCGGCCGCGCGGGGACGCGUGGCCGGGGCUCGGCAGGAGCUUGAGGAGACGGGCGCGGCACUGGCGCUGGGCGGGCUGCCCGGGGCCAAGGACGACGCCAGGGGCGCAGCUGCCAAGGCGAAGGCCAAAGCGAGGGCCGGAGCAGGCGCGGUGGACGAGGCCGGCGGCGCGGGCGAGUACUUCCCGGUGCCCGAGGUGCAGCAGCUCGACCCCGACAUCGGCUUCGGGCUGACCAGGCGAGAGAAGCUGCGGGUGAGGAGGCUGGCGAAUGACGCCAUUGAGAGCUUGAGUUGGAUGCAUGGAGCGCGGUGGCGCGAGGCCAGCCGCGCGCAGCCGCGCCUGGCAACCUACGACAAGGUGGCUGGAUUGCGGCGGGACACGAAGCGGCGGGCGCAGCUGGCCGCGGCUGGCUGGCGGCGCUCGAGCAGCGCGACUUCAUCGCAGCAGGCUCUUGCACAGCUGCUGCGGGGUCAUGGCCCCUAUGCCGAGACCCGAGCUAACCUGGCCUCCUUCGUGCACGACCGGCUCAGCAUCCCUGAGGGCGUCAGGUCGCCCGAGGAGGUGGCCGUACUCGACAAGGCGCUGGGCCCAGUGCGACCCUACACUGACCCCGUGCUGAAGUCCAAUCGGAAGGUGUACCUGGGGCUGGUCAAGAGGCUCCUACGAAUAGGGCUGGUGCGACUCAGUGCCAGUAAGAAGUGCGACGUGGGCGUGUUUGUGGUAAAGAAUAAGGACUGCUUCCACAGGUUGAGGUUCCCGAAGGAGUCGAAGCUCGACGAGUACUUCACCUAUCCCGAGGUGUGGGCCUCCGAGCUCGGAUUGACCUGGUGGGAAGGGCGACACGUUGAGAAGGACAUGUUGUUGUACCCGCUCGCGCAGUCCCUCCCCAUGGGCUGGGCGUGGAGCCUCUACUUUGCUCAGGAGGCCAACACCCGGCAGAUAGAGAUGACCAAGGAGCUGAGGGACGCGCACCUUCUUCAGGAUCGUGGGCUGCCUCUGGUGCUCCAGGGAGGGGGAGGCGACGCUGGACGAGGCAAGUACUGCUACGUCGACAACUUGGGCGUGCUGGCCGAUGAUGAGGAGUACGUGCGCAAGGGACUGACCGCGGUGACCGAGACCUUCGGGAGCCAGGGGCUGGCGGUGCACAAAACGGAUGUGGCCUGUGAGUGUGGGGUGGUCCUGGGCAUCGAGGUGGACGGAGCUCGGGGUCGGACUCGACCGACGGCCAAGAGAUUCUGGCGCGUGCGGGACUCCAUCCAGGAGGUGCUGCGGCGCGGUGUCUGCAGCGGGCAGGAGCUCGAGGUCCUGGUGGGCCAUAUGACGUUCGUGGUCCUGAUCAGGCGGGAGCUGCUGUCCAUUCUCCAAGGCACCUACAGGUUUGUGAAGAAGCUGUACUAUGAGAAGGCGCCGCUGUGGCAGUGCGUGAAGGAUGAGCUCAAGGCCUUCUGCGGUGCCAUGGUUUUCUUGGAGGCGAAGUGGGAUGAUCAGUGGCUGCCAGGCGUCUACCAGACCGAUGCCUCGCCAUGGGGCUUCGGGGUGGCCUACUCGCAGUGGCCUGAGGCAGCGGUCGCGGACGCUGGGCGAGUGCCCGAGCGCGCCCGGUUCCGCCUGGGGGCCGAGGCCGCGAGGAGCCACGCUUUUGCUGCUGCAGGGCUGGAGGAGCGCGAGGACGGGCUGCUGCAAGCUCGAGCCAAGCCUACCAAGGACGAGGCGCUGAGGUGGGAGCGCGACAGGUCGUUCCCGGAGCUGCCAGCUCAUCUGCUACAUGGAUCCCGGUGGAGCACAGUGAUGGCCGACAAGUGGAGGUACGAAGAAGGGAUCAUCCACCUGGACGCCCGGGCCGCGCUGAAGGGGAUCGAGCGCCUCGCCAGGAGCCGACACGGACACGACGCACGAGCCUUGUUUGUGGGAGAUAACCUGGCGCUGACCCUGGCGCUGGGAAGGUCCCGCUCAAGGGACUUCAAGCUGCUGACCCUUAUCAGGCGGGCUGGCUCUCUCGCGUUGGCGCGAGGCCUGCGGCUGGUUUUCCGCUGGGUGCCUUCAGAGCUGAACAGCAGCGACAAGGGAAGCCGAUUGUUUGACAGGGACUAUGAUGAAAAGAAAGAUGCCACCUGGUCGAUGAGGUCUACGAUGACGAACGGACUCAAGACGGGCAUCAAGAUGGCGAGUCAGAUGAUCACGAGCAUGAUCGAGACGGACGAGAGAGUGCAGCGGGGCGCGGUCGGGCGAUCGCGGACGCUGGCUGCAGCCGGAGAGAAGCAGGGCCGCGCGCGGAGCCGAAGCUCGAGGCGCGCCCGGACGCUGACAGCGGCGAGGGCGACGAGCCUGCAGUCGCGGCUGGAGGCGCCGGCGCUGGAGCCGAAUGGCUCGCUGGAGGCGGAGGCAAGGGUGCCAGCUCGGGCCGCAGACGCCGGCUCGACCGUCGGGGACGAUGAGAGCGACUCCGCGUCCGAGGAGGCGGUGGCCGAGGCGGACCGCAAGGAGGAGCGACUGGCGCGACAGCGGGCGCGGCGGCGGGUGGCGCGGAUGGCCGAGGGCAAGACAACGAUGCUCCCUGGCCAGAGCUACCUAGAGGCCGCGAGCGUGUCGGAGGCCAACAGAGUCCGGUAUCGGUCGUUCGCGCAGGAGCUCCUGGACUUCGCCGACCGGGAGAGCAUGGCGCUGUGCGAGGACGGCGAGGUGGACGAGUGUCUCGUGGCGCGGAUGAAUUUGAGGUACCAGCUCGGGGACCGCGUGUGGCGAGGCGAGUACAUGGUGGCCGCCAUGAUGUUCGCCUUCCCGAGUUUCGGGCGGGGAGGCAGCCGGCACGUGCCACGGACUCUUCAGUGCCUCAGGGGGUGGGGGAAGCUCUGCCCGAAGUUCAGUCGGCGGCCGCUGCCUUGGGCGGUGUGGUCCGCGCUGGCGCUGGAGCUGCUGCGAAGCGGGCACGGGCGCGCAGGGUCUGGAGUGCUGCUGAUGGUGGACGCCUACCUGAGGCCGUCAGAACUGCUCAGCCUCCGGCGGGGCUCCUUAGUCGCCCCGGCGCGGGGCGGCCCGACAGACUGGAGCCUGCACCUCUUCCCCCAGGAGGAGAUCAAACGGAGCAAGGUUGGGGGCGCGGACGACACGGUGGUGAUGAAUUCUGAGAGAAUGCGCUGGGCGGACUCCGUGUUCGCGUACCUGGCCAAAGGCUCGUCGGCGGAGAAGCUUUUCCCGUGGGACUACCAGCAAUUCGGUCGACUGGUGCGUGUAGCAGGAGACCGGCUGCGGAUCCCCGUGGUGCCUUAUCAGGCGCGGCACAGCGGGAUCAGCCUCGACCGAGCCUUCCGUCUUCGAUCCCAGGAAGAGGCAAUGAAGAGGGGGAGGUGGUCAUCAUUUCGCUCGAUCGUGCGCUACGAGAAGACAGGACACCUGAACGAGGCGUGGAGGAGGCUGGACCCCGACGUGCAGGCGUUCGCCCUCGUCUGCGAGGAGCGCCUGGAGGAUGUGUUCCUGCGCGGGGCGCCGUUGCUAGCGCGCCCGUGCCCGUAG